UGAUCGGAUUGUGCGCCAGGUUCCUUUAGGGCGACGGGAGCCAGAGAGAAGCUGCAGCUCCGGACCCGGUUACAGGAGCCCGAACCUGGAGGCUGCAGAGCUGAACGAUGCCUUUUCUCCUGGUUAAACGCGGAGUCUUCGGGGCUUUGCCUUCGUGCGGCGUCGUCUCCAUUCUCAGCGCGCUGCUGUUUGUCUGCACAGGUUCCGUCUCUGAUCCGUCCGUCGCCGUGGUUUCAGACCACGACGCAGAGCUGGUCCUGGAGUGUAGGAGUGGAGGCUGGUUCCCAGAGCCUGAGCUGCUGUGGCUGGACGCUGAGGGAAAGCUCCUCUCUGCUGGACCUACAGAGACAGUCAGAGGUUCUGAUGACCUCUAUACUGUCAGCAGCAGAGUGACUGUGGACAAGAGACACAGCAGCAGAUACACAUGCAGAGUCCAGCAGACCUCCUGCAGCCACUACAGGGAGGCUCACUUAACUAUGAAACAUGUUUCCUUGUUGGACCCACCUGAUUUACCGUGCGCCAUCCUGAUCACUCUUUUACCUUUGCUUGGCGGCAGCUUGGCCGCUUGUUUUUGGUGGAACAGGAGAAGAAGCCCUGCAGAACAGCUACAGAUCAACGUUGUACCUUUUGGUCGGAAGAAUGUGUUGCCUGUGAAGCCAAAUAAAAGUGAAGGUGAGCAGCGAUUCAUUCAGAAAAACCACACUGGGUUCAGCGCAGCCUCUCAGUCGAAGGAUGAGCAGCAGUUCUCACCCUGACAGCACAAAUCAGCUCCAUGUGAGCAUGUUACGCUGUAUGAGUGCUGUAAUAGACUGUAAACGUGUACAUAAACACACUGAUUGUUCUUAACUUUGCCAAACUAAACUCAGCACAAAUUGUAAAAACAAUCAGAAAACUGGAUAUUGGACAAAUCAUUUUUAGUAUAACGAUUUUAUUCGCUGCAUUAGAGCUGAUGGCAGUAAUGUGGAAUGACAUGAUGUAAUUAUUUGCAUAGUUGUUUCCAUUUAAAAACAAAAUAUUUUGAAGGUUGCAGCUUCACAGACUUGCUGAUUAAAAUAAUGAUGCUA
Betta splendens (Siamese fighting fish) is the source of this 1064-nucleotide messenger RNA. RefSeq names its product putative butyrophilin subfamily 2 member A3. The transcript is spliced from 6 exons. Bases 108 to 755 code for a protein of 215 amino acids. NCBI's taxonomy places the organism in Eukaryota, Metazoa, Chordata, Actinopteri, Anabantiformes, Osphronemidae. The record is from RefSeq and is a predicted model, not a curated record.